Molecule: messenger RNA, 2654 nt
Organism: Pseudoliparis swirei
Lineage: Eukaryota; Metazoa; Chordata; Actinopteri; Perciformes; Liparidae
Gene: pmelb
Product: premelanosome protein b
Exons: 12
Coding region: 1-1848 (615 amino acids)
Biological process (GO): melanosome organization
Cellular component (GO): melanosome
Source: RefSeq, a predicted model, not a curated record
AUGUGGACGUCUGUGGUGCUGUUGGUGUUGCUGGCAGUGACCUCACACACUGUGGCAAAGCCCAGAAACCGUUUCACUCGUUAUCCAUCAUGGAACAAUAAGAUGUACCCAAUCUGGAAAGAUGGAGACCCGCGAUACAAUGACUCCUGGAAAGGUGGAAAAGUGACUUUCAAUGUGGGGAACGAUUCACCGACUCUGACUGGAGCCAAAGUUACUUUCACCAUCGACUUGGAGUUCCCACACAGCCAGAAGGUGCAGAAUAAUGGGGACGUUGUUUGGGCCGAAGACUGCACAGUAAAUGGAACAAAGUACCACGAGUCUGAGCCAGUAUACCCAACUCGGAACCCGGACUGGGAAGCUGUUUUCCCAGAUGGGACACCGAUCAGGAAGGACAAGAAGCCAGCCUACGUGUUUGUCUGGAAGACCUGGAGUCAGUACUGGCAGGUGAGAGACGGCUCCUCUUCCUCCCUGACCAUCGACACAGACGACAUCCCACUGGGCUCCUACACCAUGGACAUUGUUAUCUACCACUACCGCAGCAAAGAGAGGUUCAUUCCUCUGGGAUAUGCUUCCACUGAGUUCUCCAUCACUGAUCAAAUCCCCUUCGCUGUCUCCCUGGACCAAGUUAACGACAUCGUGGCGGGGGACAUGCGCUUUGUCCAGAACAGGGCAAUAGCCUUCACCAUCACCCUCCACGACCCCAGCCAGUACCUCAGCAACGCAGACGUCACCUUCAACUGGGACUUUGGGGAUAAAAGCGGAGCCCUGAUAUCCAGGGAGCUGACUGUCACUCACACCUACAUCAACUCUGGCUCGUUCAAGCCUCAGGUCGUGAUCCAGGCGGUCAUCCCAGAUAAGGCCUGCGACCCACCCGUUGAUUCAACAACCAAGGCCCCGGGUCCACCUCCUCACAAGGGCACCACAGUGAAAGCUGCUGCACUGGCGUCUGCUGUCCCCACACUGGUUUCCACCAAGGCCACUGGUCUGACUCUCAACAUGGUUGCUUCAGACACAGAGGAGGACAACACUGAGGAUGAGGCCUCCACUGUGGCCAACACUCAGCCGGCCCAGGAAGCCCCCGCAGUGGCCAAGACUCCCUCCCCUGUCAAUCACGUCAAUGGAAUGCCAGCCGGCAAUGUGGCGCGAACAGGUGCAAAGCGAACAGUGACCCUGAUGGGUCGAGCUACCGUGGUAACCGUUGCUAAGAGGGAUGCUGAUGAUACACCGUCUAAUGCCGACUGCGUGAUUUAUCGUUAUGGCUCCUUCUGCACAGGCAUCAAAGUGUUCGAGGGCAUUGAAAAAGUAGAGAUCGUACAGAUGGACAAUGCUGUGAUGACAACACCAGAGAUGAACAGAAAUGUUUUGGAUAUCACUGUUACAUGUCAGGGAAGCCUUCCAAAAGAGGUGUGCAGCGUGAUUCUGGAUGCAGAGUGCUUGAGGCCGAUUCACUCGGCAUGCAACAUGGUGGAGCCCUCCAAAGAGUGCCAGCUGGUGUUGCGUCACUUCUUCAAUGACUCUGGUGUCUAUUGCAUCAACGUGUCCAUGGCCAACGACGUCAGUUUAGCCGUCACCAGUGCCAGAGUCAACGUGGACAUAGGUUCAGCUCUGUACUCUCCUGGCACCAUCGGCAUGGUGUUGGGUGUCCUGGUACUCGUUCUAGCCAUCGGAAUAGUGGCAUAUUCUUAUAGGCGCUUUAAGUCCUACCGUCCUCUGAAGGAAGUGCUGAUCGCUGAAGACCCGCAGGACAGCCGGGCUCACGUCGGCUCCGGAGCCUCGAUGUUCUGGAAGCUUCUGAACAGACGGGGCGCUGCGGACGACUGCCCUCUGCUGCAGGACGGACCGGUGUAAACCAGCCUCACACCACCAAACACAAAACCAAGAAACUUAUGAUUUGCAAGUACUUUGCACCUGAGAUGUCUUUUUAUACUUUUUUUUGCAUUACAUAUUUGCUGAUGACAAACUCAUGUACAGGACUGUCUCAGAAAAUUAGAAUAUUGUGAUGAAGUUCUUUAUUUUCUGCAAUGCAAUUAAAAAAACAAAAAUGUCAUGCAUUCUGGAUUCAUUACAAAUCAACUGAAAUAUUGCAAGCCUUUUAUUCUUUUAAUAUUGCUGAUUAUGGCUUACAGCUUAAGAAAACUCAAAUAUCCUAUCUCUAAAUAUUAGAAUAUCAUGAAAAAGUAUACUAGUAGGGUAUUAAACAAAUCACUUGAAUUGUCUAAUUAACUCGAAACACCUGCAAGGGUUUCCUGAGCCUUGACAAACACUCAGCUGUUAUAAAUCUUUUUUUUACUUGGUCUGAGGAAAUAUUAAAAUUUUAUGAGAUAGGAUUUUAGAGUUUUCUUAAGCUGUAAGCCAUAAUCAGCAAUAUUAAAAGAAUAAAAGGCUUGCAAUAUUUCAGUUGAUUUGUAAUGAAUCCAGAAUGCAUGACAUUUUUGUUUUUUUAAUUGCAUUACAGAAAAUAAAGAACUUUAUCACAAUAUUCUAAUUUUCUGAGACAGUCCUGUAUAUGUAAUAUUUGGGUUUUCUAUCCAAAAAAAUAUACUAAAGACAUACUCUGAUCUUUUGUACCUAUAUGUUUGGUAGUAAAAGUGUAUACUUUAAUUUGGAAUAAACAGACUUUAAUGUUUUCCCAAUAAACUUUGCUCUGAACCGUU